Carcharodon carcharias (great white shark) is the source of this 2672-nucleotide messenger RNA. Its product is annotated as retinol dehydrogenase 7-like. The transcript is spliced from 5 exons. Gene Ontology annotation, molecular function: oxidoreductase activity. Bases 178 to 1137 code for a protein of 319 amino acids. The record is from RefSeq and is a predicted model, not a curated record. Lineage: Eukaryota; Metazoa; Chordata; Chondrichthyes; Lamniformes; Lamnidae.
UAUUCGGGUUCCAGCAAAACAAGUUGGGGAGAAGGACAGAGUUGGACAAAUCCUCAAUUUUCUAGCACUUGGAGAUACGACAUUCACUGUAAAUUAGCACCCAGUGUCUGCACAACUCAUUUAAAAUUAGGUUUAACUAUUUAUUGCAAAGGUGCUGUAGGUGAAACAAGUUUGGAAAUGCUUCAAUACCUGAUCAUUUGUGUGCUACUUUUUGCCCUGUACUACUGGUACAGAGAUGGUAAGCGCAUAAAGAAUGUAUUUGACAGAUACGUGUACAUCACUGGCUGUGACUCUGGCUUUGGCAAUCUGCUGGCUAAGCACCUGGAUCAACAAGGAUUCAAUGUUCUAGCUGCUUGCUUUACUGAGAAAGGGGCCGAAGAACUGAAAGACUGCACAUCAUCAAGACUCAAAACUUUCCAGCUUGACGUUGUUAACUCUGAAAGCAUCAACAAAGCUGCAGAGUUUGUAAAAUCAGAGGUUAAAGAGAAAGGACUGUGGGGGCUGGUUAACAAUGCUGGAAUCUCUGUACCCAGUGCAUCAAAUGACUGGCUAACAAUAGACGAUCACAAAGUAAUGCUGAACGUCAACCUGAUUGGACUCAUUGAAGUUACACUGAGCAUGCUUCCGCUGAUAAAGAGGGCACAAGGAAGAAUAGUCAAUGUAGCAAGUGUAUUUGGCAGGAUCAGUUGUAUGGGUGGAUCUUACACCAUCUCCAAAUUUGCUGUUGAAGCCUUCAACGACAGUCUCAGGAGGGACUUGUAUCAUUUUGGAGUAAAAGUUCUUUGUAUUGAACCAGGCUUCUUCAAAACAAAUGUCACCAAUUUUGACAUAAUUACAGGGAACAUAAAAAAACUUUGGCUCAAGUUACCACAGGAUGUAAAGGACGACUAUGGAGCUGAUUACUUAGAAAGAUUAUUUCCACAAUUAAGGGAAAGGGUUAAGCAGCUUGCAGACCCAGAUUUGAUGAAAGUGGUGUGGUGUAUGAAUCAUGCGCUAACAUCAGUUCACCCUCGGACUCGCUACUCUGCUGGACUAGAUUCAAAACUUUUCUGGAUUCCUCUCUCCUACAUGCCAACUGUCAUCUCUGAUUUUGUACUCAGUAGAAACAGAGUUAAGCCAGCAAAAAGUGUUUUCUAAGAUGCAUUUGAGAAGCUUUGUUAUACUGAAAGGAAAUUGUUGUUUGUGAAAUAUAUCAAUAUCCAAGAAAAUUCUGUUUCGCACACAGUAAGAAAUACCAUUGGCCAAACUCUACAUUUCUGCUGAUUUUAUUCCAUAAGCAAAUGCUGUACAAAUACUUAGAAUUCUCCUGAUAAUGAGGAUUUCAGCAUUUGUGUUGAACUUGAGAAAAAUAGUGAGAAUUAAUGCCAAGGAAUGUGAGUGCUUCCAUAAUGGCACUGUUGAAACAGUUAAUCCAAUUCCAAUUCGUAACCAGAAGCAAAAAUGCCGAGCUUUCCAAGGGAGAAUGAAGAAUUAUGUUCUGAUGACUAUGAUCAUGGCUAUCCUUUAUGUUGUCAUUAUGUCCCUUGUUGUAUUAUGGCCAAAACAACAUGACUAGAAGUUGGCAAUAACCCUAAAGACCUCAUUCUUAUUUGAGUUACUUUACUACAGGUAAUUAUGGCCAAUAAAUUUAGCAGUCUUAAAGUCAGUCUGACAUUUCUUGGAGUAAUUUAGAAGUACAUUAUGUAUUUGACAUGGGCUUGGCAAAGAUAUUUGUCACUAAAUAUGAAAAUCUUUGGCACAAAGUGUAACUCUGAAUGGCCUGUGACAAAAAUAUGAAAAGAGUUAAAGAGGUGUAUCACCAAAAAUAGUUGAAAUGAAAUUAAUCAUUUGAAAUGAAUCAAAGGUACAAGAGAUGAGUUUUGACACAAACAAGUAGAAUGAUCAGAACAAGCAAAGAGUGAGAGCAGUUCAGAAAGAUCAGAGCAAUUAGAAUCAUAAAAUUAUAGAAAGUUCACAACACAAAAAGAGGGCACUUGGUCCAUCGUGUCUGCGCCAGCCAUGAAACAAGUCACCCAACCGAAUCCCACUUUCCAGCACUUGGUCCAUAGCCCUACAGGAUAAGGCACUUAAAGUGCAUAUCCAGACACCUCUUAAAUUAGUUGAGGGCUUCUGCCUCUACCACCCUUUCAACUGUGAAUUCCUGGUUGAAUUCAAGUCGAAGGAUUAAAAUAUAUGGAAAGGAAGUCAGAGAAAUGUAAUAAUUUUAUUAGCUGGAGGCCAGACUGAGAUUCAUCAAGUCAAUGUCUUGGAUAUUAAUCCAAUCAUCCCAGAAGGAGAUCUUUAGGGUUGAAUUACAAGGCCUUGUAAGCACCUGAAAAUGUUGCUAAAUCUACAAGUUUAUCAGGCUUGGCCUGAAUAGCCAAGUGGUUAUGGUACUGGGUUUAUAACCCCAAGAUCAAGAGUUCAAAUCUCACAAUGGCAAACUAUGAAACAAUGUAACUUCAUCUGAAACAGAUGGAAACAAGUUUGUACUCGAAAGAGUUACAAGCUUAUCGGCUGUAAAUAGAAUAACCUGUGCCCUUAAUAUCUUUGAUUCAAGGCUGUUAACUUGUCAACUAAACUCAGCUAACCUUGCUUAAUUAAUAAGCACAAAGUGCUGUAGAUACUGAAAUAAAAAGAGAAAAUGUUGGAAAUAAGGAUGCGAUUGCACUAGAGAGAUGUAGAGAUUUACC